Messenger RNA from Drosophila sulfurigaster albostrigata, 4107 nucleotides. Its product is annotated as trichohyalin-like. The coding region runs from base 139 to 3969 and encodes 1276 amino acids. The transcript has 17 exons. The record is from RefSeq and is a predicted model, not a curated record. NCBI's taxonomy places the organism in Eukaryota, Metazoa, Arthropoda, Insecta, Diptera, Drosophilidae.
CUUAAAUUAACUUGUCUCCGCAGUAAUUUGCAACAUUUCCGAGUGACAGUCAUAAUUGUAAAGUCUGUUGAAUAUUUGUCUGAUUUUAAUUUCGAGAAUUGAUUUAAUGAGGAGGAAUUGGAAUACACCCAAUUCAUCAUGGAUGAAGAUGUAGAAAAAUCAUCAUAUCAGAGAAAAGUUAGAUUGCGACUUCAAGCUAUCGAAGGAGUGGAAAAUGCAAGAUUGUAUGAGCAACAACUUAAUUACAGUAAUAAAAGCACUUCCGAAGAAUCAGAAUAUGUUGAAGAUAAUUUCGAAAGCGCAACAAAUGAUGAAUAUGAUAAUCUAUUAUCUAUGGAUGAAGACGUAGAAGAAACAUCAUAUCAGAAAAGAGUCGGGCGCAAGUUAAAGAAGCAAGAGGAGAAGGAGCGAGUGGAAAGUUGCAGGCUUGAAGAUGUUAUUGAUAAUUAUAGUAUGGACCAAUCUGAAUACGAUCAAUUUACUGAAGAUGAAAAUGUAGAAUCGUCCUCUCAGAGAAAAGUUCGAUGCAAGGGAGAGAAAGCUGACCUAAAGGCAAAUCGUCAACUUCAAGGUGAAGAAAUGGAAAAUGAUAUAUUUUAUGAGCAACAAUUUCAACAUCCUUAUUCAGAAAAUUAUGAAAAUACUAUUGAAGAAUCACAAUUUGGCAGAAACGAAAUGCAAAAUGUACAAUAUAGUAAAAUGGAACAAUCUCAAUAUGAUGAAUAUGAAGUUGAUGAAUUCAAGAAAGAAAGAAAAGUCGGAAGCAAGAAAAAGAAUGAACAUUAUAAUAAUGUGACAGAAUUAUCAGACAAUACAGAAAACAUAUUUGAGAAAUCCGAAUAUAGUGAACAUAAUUUUGAAAAUAAAUUGGAAUAUGCUCAAGAAGAAACAUCAUAUCAGAGAAAAGCCAGGCGCAAGUUGAAAAAGCAAGAGGAACGAAUGAAAAUGUGCAGGUUUCAGGAAAUGGAGGAGCAACAACUUAGCGAAACGGGAGAAUCACAAUAUUAUAAUAUGGAGCAAUCGCAAAAUAAUGCGAUUCGAACCAUGCAACCAUCAAGAUAUGGCCAUUUUGAUAUCGAAGAAGAAGGCGAAGAAGGAAAAGAGGCACCAUACAAUAAAACACAUAAACGCAAGAAAAAAUCCAAGAAGAAAAAGAACUUCGAAGAAGGAUCAGAAUCAGACACUAUGAAAGAAGGUGAUCAAAUACAACCUAAAGCUUCUACGAAGCGCAAGAAAAAAUCGAAGAAAAAGAAACGAAAGCGAAAGGAAGAUUCAAGUGAUUGUAAUUAUGUUACGGAGGAAUCACAUAAUAAUGAAGAAACCAGAUUUGCUCAAUCUCAAUAUUGUGAUAUGGGUGAUGGUGAAAAUAAUGGAAUGGAAGAAUCGCGAAUUGGUGAAAUUUUUGAAAACUCACAAUGUCGUAAAAAAUCUCUAUGUUAUGAAUAUAAUAUAGAAAGAUUGUGCACUGAUGAUGAAAACAAGAAAGAAUCACAAUAUCACAAUAUGGAUCAAUCAGAAUAUGGCCAAGAAGAAACAUCGUAUGAGAGAAAAGUUAGACGCAAGUUGAAGAAGCAAGAAAAGAAGCGAAUGAAAAUAGUGGAGGAUGCGACAUUGUACGAGAAACAACAACAACAAUCGCAAUAUAAUGAAAACGUAGCACAAGAAUUACUAUACGGGCAAUACAACAUGGAACCAUCAAGAUAUGGCCAAUUUGAUAUCGCAGAAAAAGGCGAAAAAGGAAAAGAGCGACAUUGCCAUAAGAAGCAUAAACACAAGAAAAAAUCCAAGAAGAACAAGAAGAAAAAGAAGAACUUUGAAGAAGGAUCAGAAUAUAAUGAAGACACUAUGAAAGAAGGUGAACCAACAUAUCUAAUACAUUCCAAAAGUUCUACGGAGCGCCAGAAAAAAUCGAAGAAAAAGAAACGAAAGCUAAAGGAAGAUUCAAGUGAUUGUAAUUAUGUUGCGGAGGAAUCACAUAAUAAUGAAGAAACCAGUCAAUUUGACGAAGAAUCACAAUAUUGUGAUAUGGGGACCCAACAUUAUGAAAAUUAUGAAAAUGAAGAAUCGCAAAUCGGUGAAAAAUUUGAAGACUCACAAUAUAAUGAAAAUAUGGUAAUGCCACAAUAUUAUGAAAACUAUAGAGAAGAAUUAAUGUAUUGUAAAAAUAACAUGAGAGAAUGGCAAUAUAAUAUGAAUUAUAUGGAAUCUUCGCAAUCUGAAAAUCAUAAAAACGAAGUACAGCUUCCUAAUCCAGAUUUCGAACAAGACUCAGAUAAAACACUUGAAAACUCUCCACCUCAAAGAAAAUCCAGGCCCCACACGAAGCGCAAGGCAACUGCAAUAGAAGAGAAUCCUCCGAAAAUUCCCAGGACUUACAUCAAACGUCAGACAAAUACUAACAGCGACAAGACAGCAAUAUGGCAGUGUGAGAAAAGAGAAACCCUAGCUGAGAAAAUGGCAAGAUUUAACAUCCACGAUGAGCAAAGGCGACGUUUUCUAAGCCUUGACGAUGCUCCGAAGACAGAAUCAACAGGACAUGAAUUAUCAUCCGUUUCAGACGCUCCUGCAGAUAAUUAUAAUAAUUCAUCAUCUUUAUCAGAUGACGUUCCAAUUGACGAAGAUACUACAUUUGAGCCGGGACGAGUGGAGAGCGUGCAACAGUAUCUAGCCCCCCUUCCGUAUGAACGGACUGCACACCUCAGGUGUACACAUGAAAAAAUGAGACCAAGCUCCGAAGAGAUAUGGGAAAUGUUUAAGGAUUUUGAGGCAGGUGGCAAGGCCGUUUGGCCUGUCACCUGUCGCAUAGAAAAAGCUACUUCAACGGAUGACAUUGAGGAAGCAACGCCAAAACGAUUGCGUAGACGGAAAGCUGAAACAGUUCCCAGGAUUUCUGCAGAGAAGCAGUUGCAGGCGGCUGUGUUAUCGAUAAGUGGCGACUUUGAGGAUUGGAAAGUCUAUGUGCCAGACUCAUCGUCAGAUGAGGAAGAGAAAAUACCGAAUUCGAGAGAUGAUCAGCAAGCGGUUGAGCAAUCGGAUGAGAAAUCGAACGAGAAAGCCGAAGAGAAAACGGAUGAAAAACUUAAUGAGAAAUCAGAGAGGAAAACAGAUAAGAAAUCAGAUGAGAAACCGAAGCAGACACAGGACCAGACAUUGAAUCAGAUUUAUGACCAGGCCGAGCAACUAAAAGUCGAAACUUUUUAUCAAUCACUAGGAUUAAGUACCGCGCUAAUUUACAACUCAGAAUAUGUUCAAAUGCUGAAUAUGUGUGCAACAGAAAGUGGCAUAUCCGACGUAAGUGUGAGGCUCAAAGCAAAAGUCCGUAACAAGGUAAAGCAAGAAUUGCAGGAUGAAUCCAAAGAUGGUGUGAAACCCGUAUUGAGAGAGGCAUCGAUGACACCAACUCCAUUUGAAGAACUACCCAAAAUGUUGCGGACAGAAUGUAGCGUCAAUUUUGAGCGUCUUGAUACAUAUACCAGAAUCGAUCUGGAUCAUCAUAUAGAUCUAUGCAGUCUGACGGACAAAAAACUUCCCGAGCAGGUAGAGUACGACAAAUACAUUCAUGUGGUAAGGCUUUGGAUCAAGGAUAAUAAGAACGCUUGGUUCUGGGAGAAUGGCGCCUGCUUUAUCCCCAAUGCAAAUGAGCGUUUAGUGGACCAAAUCUUGGAGUUUGGGAAGUUCUUGGGCUGCAAAACCAAGCCGAGAAUACGCCAUUCCCACAUAGGUCGAGUUCUGCGAUUUCCUUGGCCGAUUGACGUGGACAAAUUCUGUAAAUAUUAUGGAUUGUCUGACCCCGUCUUGGAGAAUGACCGCAAGAUUGGCUAUUAUGUGCACAAGAAUCUGGAAGGUGUAUUUGCCAAAGUAUUCGCAAGUGGGCUGGUGGAGAUAUACGCCAUGAAUCCAGGCGAAUCAACUGAAAUGCUGGUGCUGUUAGACCUACUAACGAAUCCACGAUAUGCAGAUGAAGAGUGAAUAAUGAUGCAAAUGCAUCGUAACAAUUAAUAAUCUUAUUUCUAUAACUACCUUCUGAGAAUGAUUGAAAUUUAAAAAAUUUUAUUGAAAUUCAUUUGGCAAAAGUGUUUUGUUCUUCUGCUUGGGUAAGACAGAAUU